AUGUUCUUCCUCUACGGCGCUCAAGGUCCCACUGCCUUCAGCAACGGCCCCACGUGUGUCGAAGUCCAAGGCGACUGGAUCGUCGACGCCAUUGCCACACUGCAAAAGACCGGCAAACAGACAAUCGAACCCACCAAGGAUGCAGAGACCGGCUGGCACAAGCUGGUCACCGAGCUCUCAGACAAAACCCUGUUCCCUGGCACCGAGUCCUGGUAUAUGGGUGCCAACAUCCCUGGCAAGCCAAGAGAACAACUCAACUUCCCUGGCGGUUUCCCCAUGUACGAGAAGGAAUGUAGAAAUGCACUCGAUGGCUGGAAGGGCUUCGUUGUUGCUUGA
Molecule: messenger RNA, 336 nt
Organism: Aureobasidium musti
Lineage: Eukaryota; Fungi; Ascomycota; Dothideomycetes; Dothideales; Saccotheciaceae
Source: the annotation of a GenBank genome assembly